AUGGAGCACAACCCAAUAGAACCAGUUAAUCCAAGCGGAGCGGAGACCAGUCAAGUCCAAAAAAAGAAAACUAAGAAAAAAGAGGGCGGAUAUGAAGAUGUGGAAGAAAUGGCCCAAGCGUUGUAUAUAUAUUGGAAGUCACGGGAUAUAGCGCGUUCUGGUGAAUGCGACUAUGAAGAAGCGAAUGAAAGGGCAGAGUUUAUGUGGAAGAAUGAAGCAAAUGAAAAGAUCAUCGAUGAGUUUAAAAAGGCUGCUGCAGUACAAAUAGUGAUGUUAGGAGGAGAGUACAUUGGGAACAAAAGGAAGAGACAAGUCAAAAAUGAAUUUGGGAAGAACCGAGCGGAGUGUAACCCUUUCUUAUUGUUCUGUAAAGAUCACAGAGAGAAUGUUAGAGAGAAGGGAAGCAGAGGAAAAGGAAUGACUACACUCUCUUCAAUGUGGAAAGAACUCUCUGAGGACGAGAAACAAAGAUACAUCGGAAGAGCAAAAGUCAAUAAAACAAAGGAACUGAAGGGUGAAGAGAACCCUACCGAUCCAAUCCAUAAGGAAAUAGAUGAGAACUUCGAACAUGGAAAUACCGUCGACGCUCCACCAACAAAUACACACACAACACCUACCACUCUAAAUAUCACAGAACCUCAAAAAAGUGCUCCACAGAGCACUGUUAGUACUAACAACCCAAUCACUAAUGUUGGAAUAGAUGUUAUUGGAAUGACGGCAAUGAAACCUACACAUGACUUCUUACAGCCAUCGAUCUAA
Molecule: messenger RNA, 759 nt
Organism: Entamoeba invadens IP1
Lineage: Eukaryota; Evosea; Mastigamoebida; Endamoebidae
Exons: 1
Coding region: 1-759 (252 amino acids)
Source: RefSeq, a predicted model, not a curated record